Molecule: messenger RNA, 2307 nt
Organism: Ostreococcus tauri
Lineage: Eukaryota; Viridiplantae; Chlorophyta; Mamiellophyceae; Mamiellales; Bathycoccaceae
Product: Prenyltransferase/squalene oxidase
Exons: 1
Coding region: 1-2307 (768 amino acids)
Biological process (GO): triterpenoid biosynthetic process
Cellular component (GO): lipid droplet
Molecular function (GO): intramolecular transferase activity
Source: RefSeq, a predicted model, not a curated record
AUGUGGGUCCUGCGAUGCGCCCAGGGCGAGGACGGGGCCGAGGGCGGGGACGUGUGGACGCUGAACGCGCACGCGGGGCGACAGACGUGGACGUACGUCGAGGAUGAUUCGACGGACGCUCGAGCGGUGCGCGCGUUUCAAGACGACGCGCGGGCGGCGUACGCGUCGACGCGGGCGACGGUGCGGCACUCGGGGGAUGUGUUCAUGCGAGCGCAGUACGACGGGCGACGGAAGACACGGGGGGUGGAGACGUGGAGGGACGUCGGGGCGAGCCGGGCGCUCGACGCGAGCGACGCCGAGGUGGACGCGGACGUCGUGCGAGAGGCGAUGCGGGCGGGUAUCGAGUACUAUCGGGGGAUACAGGACGACGAUGGACACUGGGCGAGCGAUUACGGGGGGCCGAUGUUUCUCAUGCCCGGAUUGAUCAUCGCGGCGCACGUCAUGGGGAAGACAGAGGAGAUCUUGGGGGAACGCAGGCGCGCGGAGAUGUUGCGGUACCUGGAGAAUCACCUGAACGAGGACGGUGGAGUCGGAUUGCACAUCGAAGGACAUAGCACGAUGUUUGGCACGGUGCUGACGUACGUGGCGAUGCGGUUGCUCGGUAAGGAGGCGGACGCGCCGGAGUGCGUCGAGGCGCGGGAGUGGAUCGUGUCGCGCGGCGGAGCGACGCAAGUGCCGUCGUGGGGGAAGUUUUGGCUCGCAGUUCUCGGAGUAUACGAGUGGCAUGGACUCAAUCCUGUGCCGCCGGAGUGUUGGUUACUCCCGUAUUGGCUUCCGCUUCACCCGGGUCGAUACUGGUGUCACUGCCGAAUGGUGUACCUCCCGAUGAGUUACCUGUACGGCAUCCGCGCCACGGGCAAGCCGAGCGCGUUAACGGAGGCGUUGAAGAAGGAACUCUACGCCGAGACGUCGUACGACGCGAUCGACUGGAAUAGAGCGCGAAACGCGUGCGCUAAGGAGGACUUGUAUUAUCCGCAUCCGUGGAUCCAGGACGUUCUCUGGGCGUCCAUCAUGAAGUUGGAACCGUUCCUGAUGAACAGUCGAUUGCGAAAGGCGGCGUGCGCCGACGCGAUGCGGCAGAUUCAUUAUGAGGAUGAGAACACGCGCUAUAUCGAUAUUGGACCCGUGAACAAGGUAUUCAACAUGCUUUGCUGUUGGUUUGAAGAUCCGAACUCCGAGGCGGUGAAGAAGCACAUUCCUCGCGUCGCCGACUACCUCUGGGUCGCCGAGGACGGGAUGAAGAUGCAAGGAUACAAUGGCAGUCAGUUGUGGGACUGUGCGUUCUCCGUCCAGGCCAUCGUCGCAACUGGACUCGCCGAUGAAUACAGCGAUUGCUUGCGCCUCGCGCACGACUACAUCGACAAGAGUCAAGUGCGAGACGACUGUCCAGACGUGAAGAAGUGGUAUCGUCAUAUCUCCAAGGGUGCAUGGCCGUUUAGCACGCGUGACCACGGAUGGCCGAUCUCGGACUGCUCGUCCGAGGGUUUGAAGGCGGCACUUACGCUGGCAGCGAUGGAUGAGAAGAAGUUUGGCAAGGCGAUCCCGGUGGAGAGGCUUGCGGACUGCGUUAACGUCAUCUUGUCCUAUCAAAAUCGCGGCAGUGGUGGAUGGGCGACGUACGAGAACACACGUUCUUACAAGUGGGUCGAAUGGUUGAAUCCGGCGGAGACUUUCGGAGACAUCAUGAUCGAUUACCCGUACGUAGAGUGCUCGAGUGCGAGUCUCCAGGCGCUGUGCAAAUUCUCUGAGCGAUACCCACACAUUCGUACGAAGGACAUCGCGCACGCGAAGGCGACCGGACGAAAAUUCUUGAAGCGCAUACAGCGCGCGGACGGCAGCUGGUACGGGUCGUGGGCGGUGUGUUUCACCUACGGCACGUGGUUCGGCGUCCUCGGCUUGAUCGCCACUGGAUCGACGUACAAGACGUGUCCGGCACUUCGCAAAGCGGUGGACUUUUUGCUCUCGAAGCAACAAGAGAGCGGCGGAUGGGGCGAGAGUUACUUGUCGUGCGAGAAGAAAAGCUACCAUGAGCUUCUCGACGCCGAGGGUAAGCCCAAGCCACAUCUUGUGAACACAAGCUGGGCCAUGCUAGCGCUCAUCGCAAGCGGUCAAGCAUCGCGCGACGCCAGGCCGUUACACCGCGCCGCGCGCUCGAUUCUGCGUCAACAAUGUGAGAAUGGUGAUUUUCCGCAACAGAGUAUCAUGGGCGUGUUCAACGCCAACUGCAUGAUCUCCUACAGCUGCUACCGUAGCAUUUUCCCGCUCUGGGCUUUGGGCGAGUAUACAUCGAAAGUUGCCGAUGCAUGA